AUGGUGGCGCAGGCGACGCUCAUGGACCCUGUCACGCAACCGCCGCCUCGCAUCGACAUGAAGCAGGAGCCGGACGUCGGCCACGCCCUGGGUGUGGGCGUGGACGCCACCUCCAAGCGCCGAGCCCCCAAGCCGCGCGCCGCGAGGGCGGCCGAGACCGCCAGCGCGGCUGCAUCCUCGGCCUCGUCGUCGCAGCCGCUCCCGCAGCAGCCGAACGGAUGGAACCUGGCCACGAUCAAGGAGGGCGGCAAGCGCGCGAAGCCCGAGGCGCCCAAGUUCCUGCUGCUGCUGUACGAGAUCCUCGACGUCGAGAGCUCGCGCGUGAUCCGGUGGUCGGAAGAUGGCCUGGCCCUGCAGAUCCUGGACCCCGUGACCGUCACGGAGCAGAUCCUGCCCAAGUACUUCAACCACACCAACUUCCACAGCUUCCAGCGCCAGCUCAACUACUUCGGCUUCCGCAAGUGGACCAAGUCCAAGACGGACAUCUGCACGUUCAGCCACCCCUACUUCAGAGAGAACCAGCCGGAGCUGCUCCAGCUCAUCAAGCGCAAAAAGGCUCCGAGGCGAGCGCCCGCCAGUGGCGCCAGCAGCACCACGUCCAACACGACGACCGCGUCGGGUGCAGGCCAAACGUCGAAGAAGUUGUCCCCGUGUGGGAAGCGGAAGCUCCCCUCCGCUGGGGACAGCAACUCGGACGGCUUCUCUACCCAAAGUACCGGGAUGCACAUUCAGAUGAACACCUCAGCGGUCCCCAUCCAGCCUGCAAUUAACGGGUUGCCACUAAGUGCCAUGACGACGCCCCACGGAGCUUCAUCCAACGGGGUGUUGGGCUUCCCACAAGACGGUCUGACUCGCCACUAUUUGCCGGAGCUGAACAAUGUUAUCUCCCCUGUGGCAGCUACGGAGUGCAAGAAGAAGGCCAAGAAACUCGACAGGAAGGACUACCUCGCAAGUGCCACAAUACAGGCACCACUGGCGUCACCCACCGAUGCGUCUAGCUCGCUCGUCAACAAAUCGACGGUGCCGUCGAUGAGCGCGUCAGGGUUUAAUCUUCGAUGCCAGGAGGGAGGGUAUUUCGGCACGCUCCUUCUUCGCUCUUCCGUCCUCUUCUCCGGAUCUGUUGGCCAGCGUUCCGCUGACCAACAAGUGCUACCACGUGUGGGGACCGCGCCGGUGGAGUGCUUGGGAACAGCGGUUGUAGAGGGAGGAGGAGGCGACUUGUGCUUGUUGGAGUAA
Messenger RNA from Phytophthora sojae, 1236 nucleotides. RefSeq lists its product as hypothetical. The record is from RefSeq and is a predicted model, not a curated record. Gene Ontology annotation, molecular function: DNA-binding transcription factor activity; sequence-specific DNA binding. Gene Ontology annotation, biological process: regulation of DNA-templated transcription. NCBI's taxonomy places the organism in Eukaryota, Oomycota, Peronosporomycetes, Peronosporales, Peronosporaceae. Bases 1 to 1236 code for a protein of 411 amino acids. The transcript has a single exon.